Messenger RNA from Amoebophrya sp. A120, 2296 nucleotides. The record is from the annotation of a GenBank genome assembly. NCBI's taxonomy places the organism in Eukaryota, Dinophyceae, Syndiniales, Amoebophryaceae.
AUGCAUUCAAUUCGGUGCCGUAGUCGAAGCAAGGUCGGUUGGCUGGUACUUCUAAAAGUUUUGUCGGUCUCGUUCCCUCAGGAUGCUCAUCUGAAUUGGAGGCAUGCACGUUCAUCGCAUGUAGUCGUUUUUGACCUUCUGAUCAACGAUUUUCCUGUGCUGCUGCUCGUUGACACCGUUCUCCUGAGUCGUGCCCACCAAAAAUUAAACGCGCAAUCGGACUCGUACUCGACUUAAUUAUGACAAAACUUCGCUGUCCUCGUAUCACGACAAACUGAUUCUGAUUUUCGUGUCGUCGUAUCGUUUCAUUGCAGUUCCUUCGUAAUCAUUCCUUUUCACACAAAACCAGGGUAAAUAUUCAUUCUCAUUUGCCCCCCUUUCGAAGUCACACCUCCAACUACGAUGCUUUUAUCAGAAAGCGCCAUUGAUCAUUCGCUAUCGCUCCGUAUUCGUAUCGUUCUCGUUUCGGGUUGCGGUGGGAGUGAAUCGUUAGCACUAUCGUAAAGUCGUGGAAUUAGAUCGAAAUCUAUCAACAAAAACUAACACAACCACACAAAAAGUAAAUAAAGGGAAAAACUGGUAAAGAAGAUAAAGACGAGGCCCGGGGGGCACGAGUCGUGGUUUCGUAUAGUCACAGUUUAGUGUCCAUUUGAGCACCUCCGACACCAUGGUGGUUCCGAUGCCAAGUAUCCAGGUGACGCCCGUCCCAACGGACUACGCAUUGAAGAGCAGAAAUUGGUUCUGGGCUUUCUCGGCGACUAUCUUCGUUUGCAGUAAUAUAAUUUUGCCACUUUUAUUCGGCGACGGCGUCGUGCUCGUGCUGCACGACUCAGGUCUCUUUGGAAGCACGUGCUCGUUCGGUUUUUGUACAGAGUCCUCCUGGUUGAGAUCUUCUUCGUGAAAUAAGCUGAGUUCUUUCGAAUAUGGUAAUAAAACAACAAAAAAUACAAAUUUUUUCAGGUAUGGUGCAGAUAUUCAUGUUCCUGAACAUUAUUCCGGGUUUUAUGAUGCUGAUCAUUUGCGGCGUCGGGUUUUACACGCUCCGCGAGAAGUCCAUCGAUAUGAACUGCCUCAUGACCUGGGGGAUGAUCUGCCUCGUAAAUGGCGUUUUCGACACCGUUUUUCUCAUCGACCGAGCAGUGAAGAUGGACCGCCCACUGUUCUCCUUCCAAGUGGAGAAGGCUUUUCUGUACAACACCAUCCAUUUUCUCAUACUCGCGGGACCAACCGCCGAACUGUGUAGUGCCUACCUGGUCUACAAGGUAAAUUACUGAGUUUUACCAACUAGCAGCAACAUCAGAUGAUCGCCACUGUUUCUCAUACUUGAACUUGUUUUUUGGUAGGAAUAGGAGAAGUUCUGUAUCUCCUGCUUGAUCAGGUCCAAUCUUUAACACGAGGUUGAGAGGGACUAUCCUAUGCUUCUGUCUGUUGCUACGCACAGGUAUACAAGGACGCGACGGACGAGAGCUUCAUGGUCGACAACUACCACAGCCGACAGCGAGGAGCCGCCGCCGGCAACGUCGCAAGCGCGUCCUACGGGGCAGGAGAGACCACCGGACUCACCUCGGGAGCGUCUCAGAGCGGCUCCACAUUUACACCCUUCGUCGGCAAGGGCAACACACUCGGGGGUACCCAGAGCAACGAUGAAAAUAGUGCCUGAGUUUUGUUGACCUUGAUCAAAAACUGACAUGAUGUGUGCUACUCUGUAAUCCAGCUCGAGAUGGACACUCAUGCCCUUGUUUUCCAUUGUACGCCAGAUUUUAUGUAGAUUUUUUCAUGUAUUUUCGCCUGUCUACUUUGUAAUUCAUUUUACCUGUAUUAAGCCCUUUUUCGAUGUAUGAUUUGUUCAAAAUUCACAUUGUCGCGAUGUUUGUGUAUGCUUCCAAAAUCCGCCCGUAGAAAUAUCAUAGCGAUAUUGCUUCUCUGUCUCCUUUGUAAAAAUUGGCGCGCUUGACUCUACUAUCUACUUGACGUCUGCGCCCCCCAGAGACAGCAAUAGCGGCCAUCGCUGCAUCCAGCUAUUCUUCCCUUAUCCUCCGCCUCCGCGCGGCUGCACACGCAACUCAACUGCAUGUAGAAAGCCGCGGCGCCUGUGUAACAGCACAAUGUCAGCAAUGCGGGAGCUAUUCGCGAGGUCAAGAAUAUCUGGUACGGCGACCACUGCUCUUCUAUGAUAAAUACUCUACUCGUGCCACAAGAAGUAGAAACGGGAUCUCUGCUUCCCUAGAUUGGCAAAGAUUGUUUUGUAGAAUACAGUCUUCAUCAGAUACCAAGCACGUUGCAUGUGCUGUCAAAU